UGACUUGUCUUCUGUUGGUUGGUUCAGACGCCAUCAGAGGAAUGAGACUGUCUCUUGGUUGCGUUCUCGCAUCUGUCUGCGCCCUGCUGCUCAACUCGAGGUUCUGUCAUGCCAUUCGAUGGCUGGCUCUGGCCAGGACUGGAUCCUCAAUUCCCUUCAAUCAGACGCAGAACUGUAAGCACUUGGAGGGUCUGGUCUCUGCACAACAACAGCUCUGUCGAAGCAACCUGGACCUCAUGCAGAGCAUCGUUCAGGCAGCCCGAGAGGUCCAGAAGACCUGCCGAAAAACCUUCUCCGACAUGAGGUGGAACUGCUCUUCCAUUGAACUGGCUCCUUACUUCCCACCAGACCUGGAGAGGGGUACCAGGGAGUCUGCCUUUGUCCACGCUUUGUCUGCAGCUGCUAUUAGCCACACAAUAGCCAGAGCUUGUACUUCAGGAGACCUCCCUGGCUGCUCCUGUGGGCCUGUCGCUUCCGAGGCUGCGGGUCCUGGUUUCCGAUGGGGUGGGUGCAAUGACAACCUGAACUAUGGAAUCCUGCUGGGAUCCAAGUUUUCCGAUUCUCCGAUGAAAAUGAAAAAAACCAGAUCGCAAGCAAACAAACUGAUGAAUCUACACAACAGUGAGGUUGGACGGCAGGCCCUGAAGGCGUCAGUCGAGAUAAAGUGUAAAUGUCAUGGAGUUUCGGGCUCCUGCUCAGUUAAGACCUGCUGGAAGGGGUUGCAAGAACUCAGCAGCAUUGCCCAGGACCUCAAGCUGAAGUAUCUGUCGGCUACCAGGGUGGUACAUCGACCAGUGGGCACACGGAAACAGCUGGUCCCGAAGGACAUUGACAUCAGACCCAUCCGGGAGAAUGAGCUGGUGUAUCUGCAGAGCUCUCCGGACUUUUGUACGAAGAAUGUGAAACUAGGAUCCAAUGGGACUCAAGAGAGGCAGUGCAACAAGACAUCUAACGGCAGUGACAGCUGUACUCUGAUGUGCUGCGGCCGUGGCUAUAACCCCUACACGGAGAAGGUGGUCGAGCGCUGUCAUUGCAAGUACCACUGGUGUUGCUACGUGACCUGCAAGAAAUGCGAGAGGAUGGUGGAGAGGUACGUCUGCAAGUGAGCCCCUUGGCCCUUCUCCCC
This is a messenger RNA of Pristis pectinata (smalltooth sawfish), 1126 nucleotides long. It is a transcript of the gene wnt11, whose product is annotated as wingless-type MMTV integration site family, member 11. Lineage: Eukaryota; Metazoa; Chordata; Chondrichthyes; Rhinopristiformes; Pristidae. Gene Ontology annotation, biological process: neuron differentiation; cell fate commitment; multicellular organism development. Bases 42 to 1106 code for a protein of 354 amino acids. Gene Ontology annotation, cellular component: extracellular region. The transcript is spliced from 5 exons. The record is from RefSeq and is a predicted model, not a curated record. Gene Ontology annotation, molecular function: cytokine activity; frizzled binding.